CGCACACUGCGAAGUCAUCGGCACAGGCUUUUGUGGGAUUGCACGUUUUUUCUUUAAUCACAGUCUAAUUUAUGUUUAAAAAUCUAUUGAAAGACAGUAUGAUGCAGUUAGAAACGUGUUCAGAUUAUAGAUGUUAUAGUCUUGGAGCAAUCCUGUUCCACUGGUUGUACUUUUACUUGACAUUCAAGUCCUGCCAGGUUUGAACAUGGCUUUACCCCGCAGCCCAAGUAGUGGGGGCAUAGCCGGUCUUCAUUGGUCACUGUGCUCAGGCAAAUUGAAGUGUGUACAACGAUGCUUGGGUUUUCGUCCUCAUAGGAAACCUGUCCUUCUGAAUGUGGACUGCACAUGGGAAUUCUGGAAGUAUCUGGCCUUUGUUUAUGAAGAUACGUUCUAAAUUUAAAUUAGGAUUUUAUCACAAGAAGGAGCCAAACAUUUAAGUGUCCUGACUUUGCAUGGUUAGGGUGCUGUGACUCUUCUUGUGUACAGUCUUGUCCAUUUGUUCACCCUGCUGCGAGGUCUGUCUCUCUGUUGUGCAGGAGGACGUGGUGGGUCAGAGAUGUCUGCCAAGGCUCCCAUAUACCUUAAAAGACGAAGUCAUAAAGGAAAGAAGGAAAAGCUGCGUGACCUUCUUUCCUCUGACAUGAUCAGCCCCCCACUGGGAGACUUUCGACACACCAUCCACAUUGGCAGCGGAGGAGGGGCUGACGAUCUCUUUGGUGACUUGUCUUUCUUACAAGGUAAAUUUCACCUGUUACCGGGGCAACAAGGUCACCAAAGGACACUCCAAUUAAGUCGCACAGCAAGUGUAAGUAGUCACCCACCAGCCAAUGAAAGCUCACCCCUGUUGAAAAAUGCCCUAUCACUUCCCAUCAUUGGAGGAGUGCAGGCACUCACCCUUCCUGUACAAAUUCCUGUGACUUCUCCAGCGAUGCCGACUGCUGAAGUGCCAACAGCCCAAUCUCAUCUUACGGAUGCCCGGACAACAUCCCAGUCUCCCCCAACAUCUCCGUCUCUCGCUCCACCUCCCAAACCUCCCAGACUGCACCUGGAGGAGAGGAACUUGGGUGUGUCAAGGCAUGCAUCACUUCCUGCUUCUUCAAGCCGCUCUCCUUAUCAUUUGCACAGGUAUGAGCCACGGCCAGAUACUGAGGAAGAUGAAAAGUGUAUUAGGGAUGGAGACGGGGAGGAAAGGCCAUAUCUCUCUAAUGCUGGUUCUCUCCUUUCCCUCCAUCUGGACCUGGGGCCAUCUAUCCUAGAGGAUGUGCUUCAGAUAAUGGACAACCAGAGAAAGGGGACUGUUAAUGGGGGACUUACACCCAGUGGACGACAAGAGAUAUAUAUCUGAGAGUGACAGAAAGAGAGGGAGGACUGGUUCUGAUUUUAAUUUAUAUCUUUUUGAAAAAGGAAUUACAGUAAGAGUGAAAGCAUGAUGGUAUAUAACUGGGUUAAUCAAAUUUUUCUUCUUGUGUCAAACAUUGUGCCCUCUGACAGAACUCUGUUACCUGCUGUACAGUGACAUUUUCAGCUCAUUAUCAAGUUAAAGAACUUGAUCCAACCACAAAUGAAUCCACUUUAUCAUUUCUUGGAUUAUUCUCUGUUCGAAAAGAACAUUUUAAUUAAUCUCUAUGUCAUUUUGGAUCUACAAGGAGUAGGCCAAUUCUGGCUUUAUAACUACUUUUAGAUACAUUUUUAAACAAUAUUCUAUUUUACCAUGAUCAUCUGAUGUCUGGAUGUACUAUUACAGUAUAACAACCAACAGGCUUCAUGGUCAACAAAUUCACUACAGGAAAAAAAAAAAAAAGAUAUUUUUCCCUCAGCAAUGACAUCAUCUCUCUCCUCGGUGUUGUUGCAAUUUGUGUAAGCGGGUAAAAAUGUGCAACUCCUCCCUAAUGAUCUGGACGCACACACCAGGAGGCCUGUCUACACCCUGGGAUUCCAACCUCUUUUUGUUUAGAGUAGUUUUCUUUCUUCAGUGAAAGAAACUUGAUGGUAGGAACAACAAGCUCAUGAGUAUUUUAUAUACGACUGUUUUCCAGUUUAUAAAAUAGUUUAUACAAAAGUUUUUCUCUUUGUUUGGUUGUAUGCACUCCCCAGGCUUUGACAGCUGAUCACUCUUCAGGCAGCAGUCCUUCCUUUUCUGACUGAAGAGUGGGGCCUAAAGAAGGGGUUCAUGUUACCUUGGAAACCUCCAAGUAUACGCUACAUUGGUUAUAAUGCUCUGUUUUCAGUUGACAGUUGUAGACUUUAGCAUUCUUUUCGUUAAUACAAUCUACAAUUUAAAAUUAUUUUGAAGUAAAUUUUAGUUUACUACACUGUGCAUCAAACUAUCAUCAACAAGAAGAGGGCUUGAGAGAACAAUAUGCUAGCAAAUAUUAACAGAACUACACUGUCAUUCAAUCAGGUUUUCUUUAUAGCCUUCUACCUUUGUACUGUAACAACCAUAAAAAAAACCUAUACUGUAUUAAUUUCAAAACAUUUUUUAUUUUUUUACACAAAUUUAAACCCGCCAGCUCUUUUUGGGUUCUCUGAUUCAAGGUUUCUAACAGUACUGAGAGGUUGUUUUCUCAAGAUUCUUGGAAUUCCUUCUUGUAGAUUUCUUAUUUCUUUUUGUUCCUUCAAUUUAGUGAAUUCUCUAACAAUGUGAUUUGUUUUAUCCUUACAUUGUGAAUUGUAUUUCCAGAGCUGAGUCUAUAUACAGAACCAGUGUUUCUGUGCACUUAACUUUAUUGAGAUGUGAUAUAUAGACAGAUUAAACUUGUGCACACAUGUUAAAACAGGCUGAAACCUAUAUACAUGUAAUCAUAUUCUGUUUGGCCAAAUACCUUUUUUACCAUUUUUGUAAGCAAAAGGACUAAUUUCAUUUUUACAUGAAAAAAUGUCAUACUGUAUAGUGUGUACUUUAUAGACUUCAGAGACCUUAAUGUUAGAAAUAGAUAAAUAAAUAAAAGCUUUUAAUUAGAUUCCUAAAAGCUAUUAAUUCUAUUCCUAGUAUUACUAUUUCUAACCCUUAUAAAUGUAUGUUUACCAAAAAUUUGUGACCUGAAAACUUCACAUAGCCUAAAUGUUACAAAAGUUAAUGUGGAAUAUGUCUUCUCAUAUAUAUUGUUUUGCUUGAUUUCCUCAACUUUUCUAAGUUUAGGCAACAUGUACAGCUCAAAUAAGCAACCGUAUCUUAUCAGUGUGACUUGAUUAUUUUGGAUGAUCUUGUAUCACUGAAUCAAAAUUAUAACAAUCAAGCUUGCAAUAAAUUAAGCUUUGAUCCUGUAACUGUGUAAUCAAGCAAUAAAAAUAUAAUGCAACUCUGAACCAAUAAAAUAUGAAAUGUCAGGCCACUUAACAAGUAACUAAAGGCAGGUCACUUUAAACAGAAAUAGGUUUAUGCAUUGCUAAAAUUCUACAUGCCUUAACAAGUUUACUUAAUGAGCAUUUCUGACAUGCAUCACUUUUACCCACCAUCUCAUUGUCUGUAUUUUAUCACUCCCAAACACCAAAAAACGGAGAAAAGUUCAAGACAUAGUCCCCACUUGGAGGGGGAGCAGUCAGCUUCACUCCCUUUUUCUUUUUUAUGUGUAAACGUUCUGAAAUUAAAUAGUUUUUGUUAUAGCCAUUCUAAGAGUUUUGCAGGGUUUUUGAUUGUGGUUUUCUCAUUUUUUCCUAUUAAAAGGUCACAGCAAAAUACUGUGAUCAACCAUGUUAACUAUAAUCCUUUAAUAUUAAAAAAAUUGAGACUUGGACAAUUUUAUUUUAUACUUACUUGGAUGUUUGUCCUUUUAAUUUCAAUCAAGUUUGUAAUUUUUUGCAUUAUUUACCAGAAGUAUUUCAUAAACACCAUUUACAGUACAUAUUUCUGACAAAGUCAGAUGGUUUACAAUAAAAAAAAAUAAAAAGACUAAUGGGUUAGGAAUAUUAUAGUGUUGCUGACUUAUCAAUAAAAUAUUAUCAUAAACACUGUGCCUUCCCAUCUUAACCCAGUAUUUGGCUCCUUAACACCUGUUCAGAUCUGCAUUAGAUGACAUUUUUACCCUUUUGUUCAUUUUUAUUUGGGCUAUUUUAUCUUAUUUUGUACUGUAUAUUAACCACUCUUGCUUUGCUGCUGCUAUAUACAGUACAAUUGGCAGAAUAAGAAAUAGAGACAGACAAAUAAAUGCUGUUUUUUGA
This is a messenger RNA of Xyrauchen texanus (razorback sucker), 4158 nucleotides long. RefSeq names its product cdc42 effector protein 2-like. The record is from RefSeq and is a predicted model, not a curated record. The transcript is spliced from 3 exons. Bases 557 to 1345 code for a protein of 262 amino acids. Lineage: Eukaryota; Metazoa; Chordata; Actinopteri; Cypriniformes; Catostomidae.